UACUUAAUAGACAAUAAUUUGCUGUUUCCAUAAGGAAUCCAACAGGGCCCUCUUAAUUACUGCCAAAAUUGAUGAUGCUUGGCAUGCUUCUGUUCCAUUGACAUCUCAGGAAAAAAUUCCCAAUUUCCCGUUUUUCUCGUUUGACGUAUUACAGUUGUGAUAUUGCCCACAUUCCUUGAAGGCAGCGGGAUACAUCCAGUCAGCGCGCGCCGCAGCCGUUAGUAGUAAAACCAUGCAAAGAUGGCGGAGCUACAAAUGCUGCUGGAGGAGGAAAUUCCUGCGGGACGGAGAUCUUUACUGGACAGUUUUACCAAUCUGGAAAGAGUAGCGGAGUACUGUGAAAGCAACUAUGUCCAGUCAGCAGACAAGGAGCGAGCCCUGGAGGAGACAAAGAGCUACACCACCCAGUCUCUGGCCAGCGUCGCCUACCUCAUCAACACGCUGGCCAACAAUGUGCUGCAGAUGCUGGACAUCCAGGCCUCGCAGCUCCGCCGCAUGGAAAGCUCCAUCAACCACAUUUCACAGACUGUUGACAUUCACAAAGAGAAGGUGGCGAGGCGGGAGAUCGGCAUCUUGACCACCAAUAAGAACACGUCCCGCUCACAUAAAAUAGUUGCUCCGGCCAAUCCAGAGAGACCGGUGCGCUUCAUCAGGAAGCCCAUCGACUACAACGUGCUAGAUGACAUUGGACAUGGAGUCAAGUGGUUGUUGAGGUUCAAGGUGAAUGGCCAGCAGAACAUGAAACUAGGAGUGGGCCUGUCCCGGUCCAACCCCCCCACCCAGAAACCGCCCAGCCCUCCGAGGGCAGGCCAGGGCACCUUAGGGAAGAACUCCCCCUACAGGACACUGGAGCCGGUGCGCCCCCCAGUGGUGCCCAACGAUUAUGUCUCCAGUCCCACCAGAAACAAUAUGGCCGUCGGACAGCUUCCUAGUCCGGCCCGCACUGCCACCCUCAACCAUCGACCCCGAACAUACAGUGGGAGCAGUGGGGGCAGCCAUCCCAGCAGCAGCAGUCGGAGCAGCAGCAGGGAGAACAGUGGCAGCGGCAGCGUGGGCAUUCCCAUCGCUGUGCCGACACCUUCCCCGCCCUCCACCUUCCCAGUUUCCCCGACUACUGGACCUGCUAGCUCUUCCUCCACUGCUCCUAACUCCUCUCCCUCCCCCUCCCCAACUCCUUCCUCCUUCUCGUCUUCUUCCUCCACCGCAACCUUAACACAACCCAACGCACCCUUAUUACAAAACUCAUCUUCGCAACACACCGACUCACCUCCUCCACCAAACCCACAAUCACAUGCACCCAACAACACUUCUCCGGCCUCUAACCCCACCCCGUCCGAUGUCCAAUCGGUUGUUUUACCUGGAGAGGUGUCUCCUCUCCUUCCUCCUGCCCCUCCUCCUCCACUCUCCCCCUCUUCCUCCUCCUCAUCACCUGCCGAAGGCCCCAUCGUCCCUCAGUUCUUCAGUAUGAACCGGCCUCAGCCCCGACAGCAGGCUCAACAGGUGGGGGGGUCACUACCGUACCGCCGCCCCCCCUCUGUGACUGGCCAGCCAAUCGUAACAGAGAACCAGGUCAACGGCGGUCCCUACUACAACCAAAGCCCAGCCUCCCCCCCGCCCCCCUCCCUCCUCCAGUUCAGUCCUCAGCUUCCUCUGAUGGGUUUCGUUGCUCGAGUUCAGGAGUCCAUCUCAGACGUCCCUCCUCCGCCUCACCCAGCUGCCGAGAGCCAAUCAGGGAGCGAGGAGCCCCUCCUUACUCCUCAGCCAUUGGAGGACGGACACGAAGAGGAGGACUCAGCGGUGGUGGAGUACUGCGACCCGUACGCUGAGGAAGACCCACCGUGGGCCCCCAGAACCUACCACGAGAAAGUGGUGGCCAUCUACGACUACGCAGCCGACAAGGAGGACGAGUUGUCGUUCCAGGAAGGAGCGAUCAUCUACGUCAUCAAGAAGAACGAGGACGGGUGGUACGAAGGCGUGAUGAACGAGACCACGGGCCUCUUCCCUGGGAACUAUGUGGAGUCCAUCAUGCACUACGCCGACUGAGGACCAAGAGGAGUGUUUCUGUUUCCGUGUUUGUUCAGUCUGUUUGUCUCCGGACAUGUGUCGUCUCACUCCAGUUCAGCUUCUCGGAUCUGAACUAGAAGGGAAACGUUGACUCGGCUCCUUUUUUUUUUUGUUUUUUCCUUUGGAGUCGCACCAAUCAAUCACAAGCAAAUCAGAGCAUGUGAACAAAACUCGUAGUUUCACUAAUAUUUUAAUGUGACUUUAGUUUAUUGGACAGAAUCAGAAGCUGUAAGUGAAUCUGAGCAUCAGUUCAGACUUUGUUUUGUUCAGCUUUCUGAGCUACAUCUAUCUCUUUCUAGCCAAUAGGCCUUGUAUUUAGGGGUCUCUUAAUGCUGGUUCAGUUUAUGUAUUAAUAAGGUCUCUUGUUGGAGAGCUGAGAGGCAUUUCAGGCAUCUUAAUGUUGUUAUUCGGUGUGAGUUUCACUGCAGAUGUGUUCGUUGUGAAGGAUCCAACAUUUCUUCUCUUUUACAGAAGGUUCAGAGAAGUUUCUUUUGAUCACAAGAAAUGUGUAUAAAUGUCGACACAACACGUUUGUUUUCUUGAAAUCACAAAAUAAUUAUCUUAAUCCUUCGUGACAAAAUGUGCAUGACCCCAUGGCGUUUUUGAAGGAGACAUUUAAACGCGUCUUCUUUACUCUCUCGAUGGAAGAAGCUGUGAAAACGUUCCUUCUCAUGAUAUUGAAAUCAAUAUUUUUGUCACCUCAACUUUCAAUCAUGGAAUGAUCAUUUUAUGUUUACAGGAAAACAAAUCUUGUUAUGUUCAGGCCAUGAUUUGUUUUUUGUGAUCAAAAGAAAACAACAAUUGGGUGUGCACUACAUUAUGUCCUCUUUGGGCUUCCGUAGUUUGCCCUCUGCUACUCUCACCCAGACACCCAACAGAACACAUUCACAGUCCUCACCCUGGUCGGAAAAAUUCAGAUUAUUUUUAAUAUUACCACGUAGGAAACGAGAAGAAAUAUAUUAAAUAUGCUGAGUCUGAUUCCAGAGUUGAAAGGAAGCUAUGCCAAAAAACAACUCUACUAAAUUCAGAGAUUUCCUGACUUUGUAUUUCCUUCCCCGUCUUUCUUCCUCUGAAGCAACUUUACAGACUCUCUCUGGUCUUCUCUGUCUGGUUUAGUGACAAACACAUCGUGUUUCCUGUGACUGCUUCACAAUAAAAGCCCUUUUGUGUUUCACCAGUUGAUGACUUUCAAUGUGAAGCAGCAACAGGAAACGUCAUGUUAGCAGUAACUUAACCCAAAUGUAGUAGGGUUGCAGGAGAUUAAACAGUGAAGCUAUUAUCAAUCAGAUCAAAUUUAGAAAAGGUCUAGAACCUGCCAGAAUGUUUCGGUUAUUUAUGGACAGAAGUGAGUUCAGGGUCUGGAUUUAUCAGACGUCUCAGAUCAGGAAACCAUUCCUAACCGGCCAGAAACUCUCAGAGUGACGCAUCUUUUAUUCUACUUCCAGCACAAGAAGUAAAAGCAUUUUAUCUUUUAAGUUUCCCCCGAGAACUGUCCCUCCUCCUUCCACUUGUUAUCAUCGUCUUCCUCAUUCACGUCAACCUCACCUGCUUUCGUAUUAAUAUUGUGAAAGCUUAUAGAGACGCUGGUAUUGUAACUGACCGCUACGCCUACACACCACGACAUCAGUGGCUUCGGUGUAUAAGGAGGAUUUAUUUAAUUUAUAUUUUACUUCCCUUUGACCUUUGCCUUAACAGAUAUCUCAACAUUUGACUGUCUCGAGAGCCUUACCUCCAUCUUAUCUAUCAAUAAAGUAAAUAAGAACUCUGGGAAAAGAAUUAGAGAUGAAACGAAGCACGUAGUGUCACAAAAGAGUUAAACGAAUUAAACUUCAAUAGAAGAAAGAACAAUGACACUCACUGAAGCUGUGUGAGUGAAGUGGAAGUCAUCCUGCUGUGACGAACAGUUUUCAGUAAGAUUUGUGCCAUAACUCUUCAUCAUCAUCAGCUUCCUCACACAUCUGUCUUUCAAGUGAAGUCUGUAACUUGAGCCUCUGUGUGUUAGUUUAGAGGUGAUGAAGCAUUUUACCACCAAUAAAUUACCUUAAAUACAUCUGGUGGUCAGCGUAGACGAAGACUGUUAUUUUUGGAUUGUGAAGAUUUAGUAGUAAAAUUCAUUAAAGUGUUUGGUCUUAUGGUUUUAGUUCUCAAUAUAAUGUCUAAGAACAUAACUCAAACCUGACAAUCUAAACCUCUAGUUUGGAAGAGAAAUGAAGCAUAAGGAUAUUAUAUUAAAGGGACACAGUGCUGUUUUUGAACAUCUUAACUCUACACUGAUACCCCAAAAUACUGACCUUAAGAUAAGAUAGAUUCAUUUAACUUUAAAAUAGGAGAACUUGCAUAAAAUGUAGGAAUCAUUUACGUGUAGCCAUACAGAACUUAACCUAUUAUUACUUGUAUUAAUUUUGCUCUAGUUUGAUAGGAUCUCUAAGCAUCCACUGAAGUGUUGAUCAGUACAUAUUAAACUACAGAACGUAUUUAAAAUGGAUUCACGCGUAUCUGAAGUGUGACUUCUGUUGUGCUGCCUCAGCCUGUGGCCGAGUGGUGAAGUGGACCUGAACAAACUGCCUGGUGGAGAUUGUGGACCUGUUGCCAGUGUUGAAGUUUACAGUGUGUUUGCCUGCAUGCCUGAUAUAUAACUGACAGUUUUAUUCAAAUUGUUUUCAUAUUCAUUUUCUUUGUGUGUUUUUUUUCACCAACUUGCUUUAUGGUCUCUGUUUGAUCAGCUGGAGGUUGUGAUGUUUCUGUUCAGUAAUGUUUGGUUGUAAUCGCCCUUUAAAGAGACGUCCCGUGUGUUUGGACUCCAGACUGACUCUCAGAUUGGAGGUGGAUAUUAUUGUGCCAUAUAUCCAGGUGUGUGUGUGUGUGUAUGUGUGUGUGUGUGUGUGUGUGCGCGUGCGCCGUAUGAACCAAACCCUCCCUCGUGGACUCAAGUGACUAUGGACCUGAAACAGUGUUUCCUUGUUGUACAGUGUUAUUUAAGAGCCACAAAAAGCAGAGCAUGCCGAUCUCUGAGAGGAAAACGAAUCUUCUUGGCUGCAUCUUAUUUUCCUGAAGAUGGAGUCGGUGUGUGUUCAGUAUAAAAAGGUUUAGUACAUGUUUCCUCACAGUGUGAAUCCAACAGACCAGUGAACUUAAAGUAGAAACACUAAGCAGCCAUGAGUGCAUCACUUUAAAUAAUUUAACCUUUUAGUAUUCUGAGAAUUACAGGAAGAAGUUACAUGCCUGAAGAACAUCAUUUUGCUCCAUAUCUCCUCCAGUUUUGAUGCUAGAAAAACAAAUCCUAUCUAAAAUGAUGCACCGUUCUUUGUAGAUGGCUGCUGUGACUUUUCUAAUUGACAACUGUUAUAUUUGAUGAAUGACUGAGGUUUAGAAACAACCCUAUAGACAGAUAUUGUGUUCAUAUCACAGCAAAAAGGAUUCAGUACAAAAGGCAAUAAAUAUUCCUUAAUGCUCUUUACAGCACACUGAUCUUCAGGUCAUUGUGAUGACGUGUUUAUUUAGAGUUAUUCAUAUGUAUAGUGCAUUAAAGUAUAUGGAUUUAUAUUGUAUUAUAACUCAGCCAAUACAUUAUGGUCUGUCAGUGUUCUUGUGAUUAUAAAGUCAUUAAAAAAUAA
Anarrhichthys ocellatus (wolf-eel) is the source of this 5678-nucleotide messenger RNA. Its product is annotated as abl interactor 2-like. Gene Ontology annotation, biological process: neuron migration. Gene Ontology annotation, molecular function: signaling adaptor activity; SH3 domain binding. Bases 241 to 2043 code for a protein of 600 amino acids. Lineage: Eukaryota; Metazoa; Chordata; Actinopteri; Perciformes; Anarhichadidae. Gene Ontology annotation, cellular component: actin-based cell projection; SCAR complex; lamellipodium. The transcript is spliced from 12 exons. The record is from RefSeq and is a predicted model, not a curated record.